UCUAUGGACGAUUGGACAACGGAGAGGCCGAAGUUGAAUGCUGUGAAGCAAGAUGGGGGAAUUUUGAUCAAGACUGGCCUAAAUUAGAGUAAAAAGGCCAUAUUCUGACAUAUUGUUUUGUCCUUGUCUAUGAGGGUUGUAUCGACAUUUUAAAACUUUAAUCGAAUUCUGGAUCUGGAAUCAAGUCCGAAUUGAGGUUAUGACUGAUUGAGCUUUGAGACAAGAAAAGCAGUCAUGGCUCCUAACAAUCCCCUGACUGUAUGGGGAAAUGAGAAGACGAUGAAUCUAAACCCUUUGAUCCUCACAAACAUUCAGUCAUCACCAUACUUCAAAGUGCAGCUCUUUGAAUUGAAGACAUUUCAUGAAGUUGUGGAUGAAAUCUAUUACAAAGUUGAACAUCUAGAACCAUGGGAGAAGGGAAGCAGAAAGACGGCAGGGCAGACAGGCAUGUGUGGUGGGGUGAGAGGUGUUGGGGCAGGGGGCAUUGUGUCCAGUGCUUACUGUCUUCUCUACAAAUUGUUCACCUUGAAGCUGACCAAGAAACAGGUGAAUAACCUGAUCACACAUCGUGACUCACCCUACAUAAGAGGACUAGGCUUCAUGUACAUCAGAUACACGCAACAACCUCAAGAUCUCUGGGACUGGUAUGAUGGCUAUUUGGAUGAUGAUGAGGAGCUGGACGUGAAAGCGGGAGGCGGUCACUUCAUGACCAUCGGCGAGAUGUUGCGUCAGUGGCUGGUCAAACUGGAGUGGUACUCUACCCUCUUCCCACGCAUACCCGUGCCUGUACAGAAAGACAUUGACAUGAAGAUGAGGUCAAGGCCGGUGGCUGCAGGUUUCCCCGAGUAUGCAGAACAGGAAGUUGGAGCUGAUGAGCCGGAACACAUCCCUGAUGACGAACUAUCGUUUGGAGAGGCAGAGCGAGCAGCUCUGUCCCAACGAGGAAGAGGCAGCGCCAGCAACGGCCGACGUGAGGACUCCCAUAACGGCAGCAGCACGUCGCGCAGGUCUCCCCCACCACGGCGAGGCUCUCCCCCAGUGCGACGGCCUUCCCCCCCUGGAGCCCGGCGGUCGCCACGGCGAUCGCCCCCAAGGAGGUCUGGCUCCCCUCGACAUAGCCCCUACUCCAGAUCUGGUGAUGAUUUCUCCCGAGAGCUAGAGCGCGAGCGUGACCGACAGCGUAAAGAAAAAGAGGAUUACAAAUCCAGCAAAAGUGACAAACGGGGAUCUCACUCGAAGGAGAAGGACAGGAAACGAUCUCGCUCACGCUCACAUGACCGCAAGAGGUCAAGGUCAAGGGAGAGGAAGAGAUCGCGAUCUCGUGACAGAGAGCGCCGUAGGUCACGCAGUAAAGACAGGAAGGAACAUUCCUCCAAACACAAGGAGCGAAGGAAGGAAGAGAAAAAGAAAAGCAAACACAAAGAUAAAGACCGAGAGAGGAGACAUUGAAUUUUGCCACAAAGUUUUCCCUGUCUGUGAGUUUGAUGAUGACUGAGUGAGAGAGUGUUUGGGGUGUUGAUGGUUCCUUUGUGAAGAAGAUGUGGACUUUUUUGUGUUAAUGCCUUGUUUAAAACAGCAGAAUCUUUGUAAUUGACGAGUCUUAAUGUUACACUGCAAUGUGUAGCUAGAUCUUAUCUCUGUGGAAGGAGGGGGGGGGGGGGGGGGCAAAGUUUUAAUAGACAACAUGAAUGUUUUGUUUUAAAAGUUUGGAAAAAUGUUGUGUUUACUGAUGACCAUGUGUAGUUAGUGGCUCCUUAUAAAAAUGUGAAAGGUGUAUGGGUCUUUUCUGCUACAGGUGGGUGUCUGUGGUGUAGCAGUUUGGCACUUCGCUGUCAUAUGCAGGAAACCUGAGUUCGAUUGUGAAGUGGGGAGAAAUUUUUAUUUAAUAUUGUGGUCUCUCAGCUCAGGUUGGACCUGAUAGGCAGGGUGAGAAGGCUGCCUCCUAAAUGAGCUAACUUGCGUUGAUGGGGUCAUAAAAACACAUUAAAAAAGGGGUUCUGGUUUUUGUUGUCACUGUCCGAUUUACCUUUGACAUGAAUAUGUGCCAUUGGUGGAGACAAAUACAAACAAAAAUGCUUGAUGCCUCGUUUUUUACUCGCCUUUUGUUUUGUUUUUAAUUCCUCCUUUAUUGCCACCACAAUAGUCGUGAAGAAAACAAUUUUUUCACAUUAGUAGGUAAAACAAAGUCAAUAGUGGGUUGUUAGCAUGUUGUCAGCUCUAACAGAACUUUAUUGGGUUUUACGUCUGUCCCUUGUGCAUUCCCUGUCUAUUGCAUGAGGCGUCCUUCACAUUUGUCACUUACGCAAAAUUGUUUUAAGCUGUUGGAAUGUGAAUUUGAUAAAACAAUAUUUGAUAAAUGUAUUGAAAUUCGGAUAGUGUUUUAAUCUUUUAUGCUGGUCAGUGUAGAAAAAAUUGUGGGGGGAGUUACCAUGGACCAAGAAUUCCGUUGUAAUCCCGAUUGUGGACGGUUUUGCUUCUUUGACUAUCUCUCUACUUUUCUACUGACCGGUUCUUCUUUGCAGGCACUUCACAGUAGACCAUGAAGCUCAUGCUUUUUUUUUUUUUACAAUUAAAUUUAGGUUGGGGAAAUGGGUCUAUGUUUUUUCUUUUAGAUGAUGUGUGAUUUUAUUCUCAUUAUAAUUGUAGAUUUGUCUUGUGCUUUGUGCCUCUGUGUCUGUGGAGAAGCUGAUCUAAGUCAAAGAGGGGGUCUCUCAUGAUGUGUUUUUCCUGCUAUGAAGUGGAGGACACAAAGUGGCAUGUGAGGUAUGUUUGUUAACUCACAGAUCCCUGGCCCAUAUAAAAUUGCAGUGGUCUCUCCAUGCAGGUCAUUUUCACAAUUAAAAAUUCUCAGGAAUGUAAAUAUCUAGCUACUGGCUUAAUUUUUGGCUCAGAUAUUAUGAUACGUUUCUUCUCUUUGUAGUACUUCUAAUUUGACUAAAUUAUCCGUAAAACUGUUUUCCCGAACAGAAUUUUUGAUACUUCACUAUUUUCAAUUUUAGAGAACAUUUCUGCUCACUGAAGGUGAAGGAAAAUAACAUCAAAAACGAUUUAUUGUAACGCAAAAAUGUGAAGACUAGAUCUAGAUAUAUCUAUAUUUUCCCUAAAUCUUAUGAUUAAUACGAUCCUGCCUUUCCAAGUUAUCACUCGGCCUUAGAUCUAAUAUUUUAAAGAAUAAGAAGUGGUUGUGCCUCAAGUAGGUCACCCAAGUGAAAACUACUUCCAUAUUUUGGAAAGCUUCCUUUCCGUUUAGGAUAAUUCUAAUUCUACUAAAGCUUUGUUAAAAAAUUAAAUUGCAUUUGAGUGGUUCUCUCUCGAAAGAAAAAAAGAAGGAAAUCCUGAUCCCCUCUGUGAUCAGGAUCAGGGUUCUCUGCCCUGCCAACAUUCCCACCUAUGUUGGCGACCAGGGCUCAGUGAGUUAAUCAUCAUAAGGAUAUUGGACAAUUGAGCGAGUACCAUAUAUUUUUAUAGUCUGAUCUCAUCAGGUUUGGAAGUGUGAUGGUGGCGACGGUUGACAGAAGUGAGUGCUGAAGGUCUACAUUUACUUUUAGACCAAAGUUUUUUUACCGGUUAUUACCCAAAAAGAUAUCAUCUUCGUUUCUUGUGGUUGUCUGGCUGUUGUUCUGUCACAUUUAUAUUUCUUGACUCUUGUACCACUUGCCGUUUGAAUUGAAAUCUAGCACUGGCAAUUAUUUAAAAAACAUGUUUUGUUGAAAAUUGGAAAAAAACAUAUAUAUUUUAAGCUAUUGGUUAACUUCUUUUCAAAUUAAUUGUCCAAUCUCAAUAAUGUUUGUAUCUGUUGUUUGAUAGAUAUUGAUACUAAGUAAAGACAUGUGGGCAUUUUCACUUAGAUUGGGUCCUGAAAAAGGUUGAUUCGAUCCAGAUUCCUUUACUAUGCUUUUUUUUUUUCGUUCUUGGAUUAUGAAACAGCAGAAUAAUAGAACAUUUUUUGUAUGUACAUGUCAUCUGAAUUGUGUUUUCAGCUGUUGUUUCUUCAUUCAAAAAUAAAUCACAUGAAAGUAUUCCUGAAUAAAUAUCGACUUGUUCACUACCAUUA
Aplysia californica (California sea hare) is the source of this 4054-nucleotide messenger RNA. Its product is annotated as pre-mRNA-splicing factor 38B. Gene Ontology annotation, cellular component: precatalytic spliceosome. Bases 235 to 1449 code for a protein of 404 amino acids. The record is from RefSeq and is a predicted model, not a curated record. The transcript is spliced from 9 exons. NCBI's taxonomy places the organism in Eukaryota, Metazoa, Mollusca, Gastropoda, Aplysiida, Aplysiidae.